Molecule: messenger RNA, 12670 nt
Organism: Porites evermanni
Lineage: Eukaryota; Metazoa; Cnidaria; Anthozoa; Scleractinia; Poritidae
Source: the annotation of a GenBank genome assembly
GGUUCCUGUCGCAUGCGGUCUGAAGCUGGCAACAGGUUUAUUAGCACGUUUUUCCUGUCAAACUUGUUGUGUCCGAUCUGACCGGCUGUCGGCGCUUGUACAUCUGCGCUCGAGUGUUUCAUAUCGAAGGUUCGCUUGCGUUGUUUUCAGAAGCUACAACGAUUCUUUAAUUCUUUACCGGUCAGAACGGACGUAUGCUUAACCCAACAUGAAUGAUCGGAGCGUGACCCGGUCGCAUUCAUCGAUGAAUAUCGAAAAUUUGACGUCCAUUCCUGUUGGAGGCAGUAUAACGCUGAUCAACUACGCUCACAGACAACUUCCAAAUGUCCACAGCCCGUGUAAGGAUCGUGGCUGGGCUUGGGUGGUUUGUGCCGGCUCAUUUUUCGUCAUGUUUAUGGUUUAUGGCAUUCACACAUCUUUUGGCGUUCUUCUUGUUGUAUUGCUAGAUCACUUCGAAGCGAGCAAAGCAAGCACAGGUAGGCGAAAUUUCCUCUACCCUAGAAUCAUAUCAAGAAUGCGAAACUGUAAAUCUUUGUGUGAGUUAAAAUAUACAUAUACCUUGGAAUUGCUCCAAAUUCAUUGCAGGACAUACAUUUCUACCCUUCUUGCAGCAAAUAAACGAAGAGCGACGAAAAAUAAUGCUAAUUAUUUAAAUUUCGCUUUCCAUUUCCUCUUUGUUUGAUCGCUUAACGCAACAACAACCCAGUAAAGAAAUUGCUGCGAUCCAUGUUUUUUUUUUUUUCACUGCAAUAGCUAGUCUUAUAACAUAAUUGUUCGUACAAUAUAAAUGAAAGAAAGUGAAAUAAUCGUCGGUGAUUUUUGGCAAGGUCCAUAGCGCAAUUUCUACAAACUGCUACAAGCCGAUCGCAGCGGACCAUCCUGGCGGCUAGUCGACCAAACAGAUCAAUUUGCAUGUGAUCUGUGUUUACUAUAGAAAAAAUACCGCAACAAUAUUGUUCGUUUUUACUUGUAAUAUGCAAAAUAAUAAUUUUCUUGAAGGUUGAUGAAUGUUUUCCCGGCUAUGAAAUACUAUUACGCAAACUUAUUUCAUAAAUUUUGCAUAUUUUUCCAACAUGUAAUUGUAAUAAAAAAGAUAUGUUAUUUUUUUAAUGAAUGAACACUGUUUUUAAUUCAACUGUGGAAAAAAUAUGGAGGACACCCAACACGCGAAUUGUAUGCAAAUUUGCUUGAAAAGUUUGUUUUUAUGCCAAAACUAUUCGUGGUCAAGUCAACCAUAAAAUAUUAAAGACGCAAAACUCCACCAAAUUAGUUUAAUUGUGAUUGGAAACUUUCAGAGUUGAAAGUUCUAUUUAAAGAAAAAAUUGACAAAUUUGACCGUGCUUAAAGAUCACUUUUCAUUUUUAGAACUGUAGAAAAGUUUUACUGUCAACGAAUCGACUAUUCCAACGAUAGAUGUGUCAAUAAUUGGCGCUUAGGUACAAUUCCGAUAUUGUCUAACUUUCUCGGAGAAUUCAUUUGUUAUUCCCACUGUCAUAAAUAUAGCUACUCUGUAGUUGAGCAGGCUCAUACAAUACUCUCUGGUCAGUAAAGUUAUGAAAAAUCUAUUAGAUUCAAAAGUGAAAUACAGAAAAUGUGGAUUAAAUUUAUUGAUGCGCGUGUAGUCUUUUAAUUGAGUGAAAGGUCCGUAAUGGGAUAUUCUCUGGAGGGGCCGACACACCGUGCGGUGUGACCGGGUGCAGGUAGGGUUCUUCGUGUCAAUGAUUUUGGUUUUGUUUUGUUUUCUGCUUAUCCUAUUUUUUAAGGCCAAACAAAAACCAGCUUUUACUUAGAAUUCAGGCAAGACUGGACAAUCUCAUCCCGUUAGUCUUCUUUAUUCUAGUGGCGUAAGGACGGUCUCCACAACCCCUCACUCAAGCCACGACGUGACCUUAUUACAAAAUUUCAAAACAUUGCCUUGAGAAACGUACCAAAAUGAUCGAUGCUUUUACACAAACUCCACCAAUAUUCAAUUUAUUGUAAAAUGUUCUAACGCUGUCAUUUUUAACCAUCCAAUGAGCUUUAUAAUAUCAACAUCUUUAUCUAAGUUCAACUUAGUGUAAGACCCCCGAGCUGUACUCCCCUCUGGUUCUGAAUCUGAACCCAUUUUUGUCUAUAAGUUGAUGAUUGGAUGUUCUUAAAAACAACAGAGAAAAUUAUCCAAGAAAAUGCUUUUGAACAAAAGAAAAAGAAACCCGGGUUAAAUUUAACCCUGGAUUAAGCGCUAAUCGGCCUUCGAACAACUGGGUUUUCAGGAGGUAUGCCACACAAUCCCGCCCGCUUUUUCCAGAAGUAGAUGUUACUUGACAGUAGAAAAGAGGUGUUUUAAGAGGUAAUGUUAAGCGUCAACUUUGGAGUCAAAGGCACAGACAAGAGUGUUAUUCCUUGUAGGGAGAUAGCUCGAUAAUUGCAAUAGUUUGUCUACUUUGUCUUCUACAAGGUUAUGAUGGUGGAGCCGUCCCACCCAUGUGUUGCACCAUCUCACUGUCUCAAUCCUGCACAAAGGGUUUCAGAAACGUGUCACAGCCCAUCUGAUGAAGCUGAUGGCAAACUAUGCAGAUCCUGUUUGUUUGCACUACCCUCUAAACAGCAGGCCUGGCUCUUUUGAGUUCAUUGAAACACGAAACGCUAUGCAGUUCAUACGGAAGCGAGUAAACUCAGUCGUUGCAAGUCAUCUUGCUGUGGAAGGUUGAAGAAGACAGAACAAAAUUCUUCUUCCUCUUGGCUAUGACCAGGUAUCCGGCUGUUAACACGGUAGUAAACUUUUUCUUUCGUAAUUAUAAUGGCUCGGCACGCAUGUUGAAUAUUGGUAUGUACCACACAAUAGAUAUGUUCCUAAGUGAGGCGGUCUAAUUGGCUUAUAAUACUAGUGCUUGCGGGAUAGCGUUAACCUCAGUUGUUAAUUAACCUCUCUUUUUGGUCCCCUUUGUCUCAGUGAUAGCUAAAUACCUAACCUGAAGAGGGGGGCUGAUUAUUUCCAUACGUUUAGAUAUUCGAGCCAUUCGCUCUUUCAGUAACUAGCGUGGUACAUACUAAAACAACUCCAUAUGGGUGAACGAUGUGGUUGAAAUUAUCGAAAAACUGUUGAUUAUUUAAACAUGAAGUGCAAAACCACAGACUCCUUUUCCUGACUAAAAAAACAACGCAUUUAAUUUUCCGACAAAAAAUCAAAGCACUCUAACAGGAAUUUUACCGCUAUGAAAUUUUAUACAGUAAUAGUCGCAGGUUUUAGCGAGACGAACGAGGAGGAGGAAGUUGACCUUUGCUGUAAAUUGUAUAAUUAAUGUUUACUUUGAAGCUUAUGAUUAUUUAUGAUUAUUUUUUGCCCUUAUUUGAGCACUUUUCUAACAAUACAGAAAUCCAAGAUGGCGGCCGGGAUCCAAGAUGGCGGCCAUUUGGAAAAACUGCAGUAUGUCUACGUCUUAUGACGUCAUCACGUCACGUAAACUAUCUUAAGGCCCGGAUGCACAGUGCAACAUUGCGCACAAUUAACGUAAACUGUUUUACUCGACAUGGCUAAUUAUAGUCUAAUAAUUUGGGUAACUGUACACGUACCAUUGGUGCCCCCGCUGCUCAAAGCAGACAUGUCUGCAUCAACCAUUUCAAAUUAGGGAAGUGCUAAGUUCUAUUUGCCCAAAUCGCGCGCGGGGAGUGAAAUGAGAUUGUUGUAAUUUGACAAGGGCCCGCCUUUUGUCUUUUUCAACGAUUAAUCGACAAAAUGACGUCUUCCAGAAGGAGUCAAAGUGCUCUAUGAGCUAACUCGUAAAUGGAUCAGGAAAAUCAAAAAAUAUUUGAAGCCGCGUCACGAGACUGCACGCAAUACUGCAACUGGUAGAUAGACGUUGAAAUUUAUGUACCGCAAUGCUGCAGAGCCAUGCGGAAGUAGAUUUUUGUUGCUGAAGUAUUGCAAGUGACAAUUGCAGGAAUGGACAGGCUAUGUAAUCAACAAUUGUGCGCAUUGUUGGACUGUGCUUCUUGGCCUUAAGUUUUUAAGUGCUGUAAACACUACAGGUGUAAUUGACUCAGGCUCCAUUUAUUUGGAGAAAAGGAUCACCCACCUACCAGAGCUACCCUGGGCGAGCCAACUUUUCAUAUAAUAAUUAUAUUAUUUCCUUACAAAACGUAGCGUACUUUUCACAUGAGAAACAAAAAGUUGACUCGGGUAGAAGGCUAACCUGCUUCUCAAUGCCUAGCCAGGUCACCCUUUUUUGAUGGUAGCCGACCACCAUCCGAGCUAACCGGGCCAACUUUUUUCCAUUCAAACAUUUUGGCUCGCCCAGCCAGGUCAACUCGGUCAAAGAGAGACAAUCAGAGCAUGCGCAAGCGCUAUUAACUCGACUGCAAAACUAAUAUUAGACUGUUUAUCAAGAAGAAGAAAUGCCAAAAUCGAAACAGUGCGUUUUUGGUUACGUCGCAUUUUGUUUGCCCGGCAUUGUAAGUUCUUGAAGGCCGGAAAAUCCACGUAUAAAAAUACAAAACAGUGGGGGUAUGCCAAAGGAUUAAUUUAUUUUUCGCCUUUCCUUUCUGAUCCUUGGAACGGACCCCAAAGCUUUUGAAGCAGUUAUUCAACUGUAACAUAUUGACUACAUAAGGAGAUGAAAGAUGCAUUCUCAAUCAAAUUUCUGGGCUCAAUUUAAUCCUGAAUUUUAAGGUAGCAGCAAUGAAUAUCUAACAUGAAUCAUUCUCAGACAAGGUUCAUUUUAUCAUUAAUAAUUUUUGAUAAUUUUAUUUACCAUCCUUUACCAUCCUUUGAAAAUUAUUAGGACUGGACUUAACGAUUCUUUUAAAUUCCUCUUGUUUAGCUACAUAGACGUUUUUGCCCAAACGUAUCCGGAAAAUAUAUUCUUCUUCUUGUUCUUCUUCUCUUUUUUCUUUUUUUCCUAAUUCUCAGUUCUGUCUUAUUCCCUCCCUCUUACUGCGAGGAUCGAGUGUACCUUUUCUUCUACUUCAUUUGAUCCUCUCACAACCAGGGCCUUUAAGAAUAGACCUUUGUCACGCGGUGGCCAUUUUGUCCCAAGAGAUUAAAAAAGCUUUGUAUUUGCACUCCUAGCCUCGUUCUCACUGCAAGGCUAACCGUCGAAAAACAAAGCUUUUUAAUCUCCGGGACAAAAUGGCCCCCGCGUGAGAAAGGUCUUCCCAUGACGUCAAAUCCGCCAUGAUGGGGUUCGAAAACAAUGCUCAAAAUUGCGGCCAUAUUGGGGCGCCAAGACGAUCCUGUGGAACUCGUUUCUUAUGUAAACCCCUUCGUUUUUACCAUUAAUUAGCAGAGAUGCUUGCCACAAUGAGUAAAAAAGCUUUGUAACGUUUUCCUGAUGACAUGAAAAGAACUCAGCUCGACUACUAAGUUGUAUUCCCCGACAGUACCGAUUGGCAGAUUGAAACAAAUAGUAACGUCUUUUGCAGAGAUUUGGGAAGCAACAAUAUACUUCAAGAAACUCAUCUUAAUUCUUUAUUUUUUCUUUCCUUUUUCAGCCUGGAUUGGCUCAAUAUCCGUCAAUCUUCUAUUCCUCUUCAGCCCUGUCACCAGCUCUCUCGCGGGACGUUAUGGCGUGCGCGUCGUCACAAUUGCUGGAGGCCUUAUAAUGAGUGUUGGACUAUUUCUCAGUUCCUACGCCCCCAGCCUCGUCUUCUUAUACAUCAGCUACGGGGUUCUCUUAGGGAUUGGCACUAGUUUGUGCGGGACAAUGGCUUUAAUAGUAACCGCGGACUACUUCGACAAGCACCUUUCUUUAGCCACUGGCAUUGUGGCCUCGGGGAGUAGUUUUGGAACUCUAGCUUUUGCCCCAACGCUUCAAGUCUUAGUCGGGAAGUUUGGAUGGCAGACUACCUUUCGCAUAAUGUGUUUAGGCGGCAUAACCUUGGCUAUUACAGGACUCGUUUACAAAAGAGUGAACAGAAAACUUGUUCAUUUGCCUUCUGGGAAGAACCAAUGCUUUGACCUGUCCGUUUUGAGGAAUAAGUCCUUCGUCGUGUGGACCUUGGCAACUUCAGUGGCUGGCUUUGGUUACUUCAUACCACACUUCUUCUUGGUACGUGCAACACCCAAACCACAAUCAAACACUUUCUUGUCUUACACUGCACCAUCUUCCAACACCUUGGCCCACAAUGAGCCUUGUGAUUUGCAUUGCAUUGCGAUGUGAACCUAGGUGAAAUGUUUCAGUAGUGUUUCAUUCUGGUGGCAUAACGGCAAGGUCUAUUUCCCUUUCGUAGACGGUCGUUGCCAUUUUAACAGUCGAUACCACUCUUUAGUCUUGACAGAUGAAAUAUAUACCCUGGAUUAAGUUACAGUAAGACAAAGUUUUUGAAUAGUCUUAAAAAGAUCGACGUUGAAGCCCAAGUUUCAUUCGCGUUAAAAUUUGUGAAAAGGGUUAAGGUCAUUUGUUAUUGAUGUAUCAGUAAAGAAAGACAGUUUGCUGGUUUAUGUACUUAAAUUUUCGGAAUUUUGGUUGGUGGGUGUGAAAAUUUAGUGGUAAGACGCGAGAAAGAUUAGGAUAUGAAAGUUCCAGAUUCGACCCUAGUUUCCGAUCUUUUUUCUUUUUGUUAGAAACACAUUCAAUAACAGGCCAAAAAUUUUCUAAGUGCCUUAAAAAUGGCAGUGACCGUUAACGAAAGGGAAAUUUGCAACGGCACUUGCUUAGUCCCUGUACGGCGUAUUCCCAGUCCCUCUCGGUCAAUUCGUUUCGGUGACGUAUCCGAGGCGAAUGGGCGGGAAACGCCCUCACAUUUUCGCAUGGACAACGUGACCCGAAACGCUUUGGCCGCGAGGAAAAAUGAGGCCUAGGGACUAGGCAACAGCGGCACAACAUGAACAAAGACGACCCAUAAAUAGAGUGUCCCUAAUGAGUUUUUCGGGAUCUGGGAUCUGCCUUACUUGAAGGCCGGGUCGGGAUUCGGGAUUGAUAGCAAAAGUGGAGCGAGAUUCGGGAUUGAAAAUGUGUACGGUACUGAGGGAUGCCGAAAAUAACUAUCGGGACUACGGGAUUGAGGGAAAAAGCGGGUCGGGAUAACGGGUUUGAAGAACCCUAUCGGGGACCCUCUGACUAAACAUAACGACUAAACAGCGAGCAAAUCAGGAGCACGUUACUGGGGCGGGGGCGGGAGGGGUUGGGAGGCUGGGGACAAAAGGGUCUCAAUGCGGUGGAACCUUUUACCGAUUACUGUCAAUAUCGCGCCAUUUAUUCUCCUAAAGGUUCUAAUUUCUUUUCCAAACGGCUGGAUGAUUUUUGAAAAUGUGUUUCAGUGUUUUUUAUACGCUAAAAAUAAAUUUUCAUCGUUUUAAAACGCAUUUUGUCUCAAUUAGGUCUCUUUAUGACAUGUAUAGCCAAGGCAAAACGUGUAAUUGAGCGACUUUCAUACGUAUGAAUGACUCGUAUCUAUAACAGUGGCUAGAAAAAUGAUUACACAUGUUUUAUGAUUACAGAUUUCUUUUUUUGUCUUAUGUCAAAAGCUGUUUUCUGUUUAAAUGAUAAAGUUUAGUCCAAAGGCUGAAGUUAACCACAUUGAGACCCUUGUACAACGGUGGACUAAGUCACGUUUAAUAGUGAUGGUCCAAAGAACGGUUGCAUAGGAACUUCUAGUUGAAAGCACUUUUGUGAACCUCAUUUACCAUUUAGUGGAAACGUGGGCAAUGCAUGAUGUAUAAAAUAAUUAGUAAAUGAAACUGUUUUUUCAUGUUCUAGACAACAAUAACAACCACCGAACAAUUAAGGUACUCUGUCAAGUACUUUUUCCAUUUCUACGGCAACCUGAGGGGGUGAUUUACAUGAGCUGGUCUGGCUGGAUUUGCCGAGGUCACUUUUAUCUCGAUUUUAGAUAAGGCGAGCCGAAACGGGGGCGUACAUAGAUUUCAGUGAUACGAGCAGUAUGUAAACUACUUUCCUCUCGCCAGCUUGGUUCGCCAGGCUGGCCCGGCGAGAGUAAUUACAUAGAAAAAAUCCAGCACAGCUAACCUGGCUAGCUAGGUCGUCACAUAAUCGAGAAGAUAAUCUUUAGCCUGUACACAUACGUCGUUCUCUUUUUCUUUUCGACAAUCGGUAAGCGCUCGCGAGAAAAAAAAAAAUUUCUUAUGUUACUUCUAUUUUCUUUUCCCCCACCCCAUACGCUAGCGGUCAGUGUAUCCUCAGAAGAUUAAUAUUCAUUCGUGUGCUCGAGGGUCUCUAAAGAAAAACAAAUAGAGUGUCUUUUAAUCUUUAUUGUGUUUAGUCUAUGUCCCGAGAUCUCGACAAAUCGAGCCAGCCCAGCCCAUAUGUAACCGGCUUUUUAGACGAAAGAAAGGGAAAGAGUGAUGGGGCGUCCAUUCACGUGGUCCGUGCUUCAUGGUUACUCCCAGCUCGCCACUUUUUUUAUUGCUCCACCCUUUCUCGUGCCCCUUGCGUUUCGGAAAACGUGGUAAAGAAACCGCUUAGCAGGCAUUUGCUUUUUUCACUUGUGGGUGGUAUACCAUGAGUGUGUUAUGAAAGCAAGCGCAAGCUUUUGUCCACUAAGAAGUUUACCCUUGCCCUGUAAGCGUCAAAGUUGACGAAACGUUAGUCUUUUCUUUAGUCGUUAUGUUUAAGUCCACUGUUCCCUCUGGGUCGUUUGUUAAAUUGACAGUUAGCUGUCUAAAUUACGUCAAACAGCACCAAAAACCUUCUCAUGAUAUCCGGCUGCGCUGUCUUUUUCAUGUUAAACGUCAAUUAGUCUGAGCAAACAGCCUACGUUUCGCGAUGCAACAAUUGGUUUCCCCGCGAAAUGACGUCUGGUGAAUCAGCGCAGAAAUUCUAUACUCUGCAGAUGCCUUGUUAGUACCCAGAUCUGGGUAGUACUUCUGAUUGGUCAUGCACGAGGGAAAUCUGCUUUUACCAAUCAGAAGAACUACCCAGAUUUAUGUGGUGACACAUCAUCAGUAUUGAAUCUCUGCGCAAGAUCCUUUGACGUCAUUUGGCCGGGAAACCAGUAAUGGCGUUGCGAAAUCUCGGCUGUUUUCUCAGGUUAAACGUCAAUAUGCAUGAAGGCUUUCAUUUUUAUAACCUUGCCGUUAUGACGCUAGUGAGAAACAAGCUAACCUGGGAAUACAGUCGCCUCUCAUCGCUCCCACCACUAGGAACGUUUUGCGAAAGAAGCUCUCUCUCGAAAAACGUUUCCAGUGGAGUCGAUUGGAGACUGAGAGAUCGGAGGCUGUAUUCGCAGGUUGGAAUAGGCUUAAUCCUAUUUACACUCGUAAUUUUUUGGCGCCGCUCGCGUUAUUUCAAGAAUAUUGAAGCAUGACUUACCGCAAAAUAUAUAUGGCUUUCGAGGGGCGUGACGUCAUAACGCCUAAAUGGCCGCCAUCUUGAAUUUUUAAUUAUAUAUAUCAUAGCAAUGCCAAAUUAAUACCGUACUCUAACAUGAUCUAAACUCUAUAAAAUUUUCCAUCAAUAAGAAAUUUUUUUUUCCGGUUUGGGUAAACUUGCCUUCUAAACAGCUAACUUUACAUAUCCUGAUAAACAUAUAUCACACAACCGCACAGCGAGAUUUGAAGUAUUUAGCCUGCGAACGAAGGCGUAUAUUUCCGGUAGUCGCUUCCGUUCAAACGAGAAAGCUAUUCUGUGGGAUGGAGAGAAGCGACAACUGAAACAACAUCUAGGUUCGCAGGCUAGAUUCUAUUGCUCAGAGUGUUUUUAUAGCAGAUUGGUCACUCACUCAUAGUCACAGCGAAUUUGUUGUCCUUAAGGACUCCAUAAACCCAAAAAAUAUUUUCAAUUCUGAACGGGUAUACCAAAUUUCACCGAGCCAAGAGCCUGAUUGGUCUCCUUCAGGAGUUCAAUUUGAACAUCCCGUUCCUUUCUAAAGGCCCCCAAGGGCUUUUCUUAUUCUAAUUCUUCGAGAAUGGGAGGAGGCGUGCUUAUCUGUUUUUAUUUUUUGGCCGCGAGGGUGGGCGUUUGAUUGGGGAAAGCACUUAUAUGAGGAACUACGGCAUCAAUUAAUGAAGUAGUGUGGACAUAAACGAUAAUGCACAUAUCUGACCUAUUUUGGCCAAUUUGUUUAGGCUUCAAUCUACAUUAAAUUUUACCAUCCUUAAACUUAUAGGCGCACUACGGAGAAAGGACCGCAUUUCUUCUAGGGACCGAACUUGUAAGACGUCUGGUCCAAUCUAUUCUAAUGUUGGAUAGCGCUAUCCACUUGAUUAAUCACUAUCCAGAGAAUAAAUAUUACGGAAACCAAUUGCGUUAUCCACAGUAAAGGUUGAUCAGUGGAUAGCGCUAUACAUCAUUUGAACAACUGGGACCAAGACAGGAAGAGACAAUAGGGCUAUUUAUACGAGGAAAAAUAAGACGCGUCUUACAUAAGACGCGUCUUAAAUAAGACGCGGACUGUACCAUUUAUACGAGCAUGUCUUAUCUAAUAAGACGCGUCUUAGCUAAGCUGCGUCUUAUUUUAGACGAAAUGUGUCGUUUAUACGGGAAGUUCGCGUCUUAUUUAAGACGCGUCUUAUUUUUCCUCGUAUAAAUGGCCCUUGUGUGUACCAAAGGAAUUCGUUUAAAAAUAAUGCGAUAGAUGGUCAGACUCGAAUCCAAAGCCCUACGUAUUCGCCACGGCACUAUGCACAACGCCUCUGGAUUAUUUGACCGUUUAUUAUGUUAACAACAACAACUAUUGAUGCAGCCUACAUCAACAGUGAAUCGAGCACAUUUGAAAUAUUAUUGUUUCAGGAGCCCAUUACCUGGGAACGUCCUUCUCGUAUAGACCCACCCUGGAUCUUAUCUCUGUGCUAGAUUUUUAUGCUAUUUAUAGAUUUAACUUUCGCGCCAAAAAAUCUCUUAGCCAAUCGAAGCGCCGAAGGAUUUCCAGCAAUGGCGGACGAGAGCAGUAGGGUGUGAAGUAAAGGAAGACAGGAAUGAUGACCGAGGAGCCUCUAUUUUGAAGGUCGACUGUCACAGAUGGGGAGCUUAAGCAAAGACGUUCAGUUUUUGAACGACGCACGGCAACCGAAGUAGCCUUUUUGCAUUCUUGGGCAUUGGUUUUUGCAAAAUCGUCUAUUUAAGAGUAGAAACACUUAGCAAGACAAAAUUUUGUAGCGUCAAGGCAUACUCAAAGACAAAAGGCCUCAUUUCCGCUUAACUUGCGUCGCUCAAAAACGUCUUUGCAUAAGCUCCCUUUUGCAUUGCGCGGCGUUGGAAACAUAGCAAAAUUUGCGGGAAAAGAAAUGAAUAAUUUUGGACCAUUUUAUAUUGACUUCGUGAUUUCUCACGCUCAUUGGUCAGUGGGAGUUUUAACCAUGAAAAUGACGCAAUGAUGGCGAGUUCCCCUAGGGCUCUGUAUCAAAACGAGGUUAAGUGCUAAGCCUUUAGUGUGGAAAUGUUUUUCUAUUCUCAUGCAAAUAAAGCUCAUUUUCAUAAGAAAGGUUGUGCACUUGGCCUCAUUUUAAAACUGAGGGUUUUUGGAACUCGGAAGUAGCCUGUUUGGUUUCCUUUGUCCGGCCAGUAAACUCAGCUGGAAAUGGAUGAUAAUAACCUCCAGUGUUCAGUACUCAUUUCAAUAUUCCAACGCUUAUAAUGUAAGAUAACAGAGAAAUUAUGUCACAAUGUUCAAGGGUUUGAAGCAAAAACACCUUCUUUGGCUCGUAGGUCAACUUCAGUUUUGAACAUUUUGACGCGGUGGAAGUACUAUGGGAAAUUUUAACGCGCUGCGACUCUUACAAGUGGGCGAUGGACGUUAAGGUGUAAUGGGCUUCUGUCGUUUUUGUUGAGGAAUAUACAUGUCCGAGUCAUUUGUAUGGAAGUUGAUGGUAGUAAUCUGAGUUUUUCCAAAUUGUUUCCCCUGUGCAGGUUAGAUAUUCGGAAGAUCUGGGAAUACCUCUUUCCAAAGGCAGCUGGCUCAUAUCCUACCUCGGCAUCUCUUCGGCUAUCGGUCGGGUAUUGUUCGGACGUGUUUCGGACAUCUGUUGCUUCAAAAACAUGCAUAUUUACAGGAUUUGCAUGUUUCUCUCUGGUUUGGCAUCCCUAUUGUGUCCCUUGGCGAGCUCCUAUUGGGCACUGGUGUUGUAUGUUGCAGUGUUAGGAAUCUUGGAUGGUUCCUUUAUAGGACUUAUGUCGAUCGUGACCCUGGACAUAGUGGGCGUGCAUAAAAUUGCCCCUGCGUGGGGCAUCCUAUUUUUUUGUCAGUCAUUUACAUAUUUACUGGGGCCUCCAGCUGCAGGUACGUCAGAACUCGCCACUUUAGAAACGCCGCAAAGGAAACAGGGACGAGUUAACUUUUGCAAUGACCUGAGGACGCGAAGGUCAGCUGUUGGCCAAUUUUUCCAAAUUUUUCCCUGUCUUCAGUAACAGUCCCUGAAGUCUUUGCAAAAGUUAACUCGACCGGGUUUGUCUUCUGAUUUAUCGCAUGAUUUAAGGAGUAUUUAGACAUCGCGCAACAAAUCCCAAUUGUUUUUGUUUUUCUUUUCGCAGGUUUCAUGUACGACUCACUGAAAACUUUUAAGCCGGUGUUCUACUUAGCUGCUGGACCAAUGAUUUGCGGCUCAUUUUUGUUAUUCGUUGCCUCCUUUUUUAAGUGGAACCAGGUCUCUCGCGGCUGUGAAGAACUCAUCGGUGUCGAACCCAUAUCAAAAUACGGCAAUCGAGUGGAAUUUAGAAUCGAUGCUCCUCCAAUUAUUGUUUUAACCGAACCUGAGGAAAACCCGUUGGUUGUGGUGGAGCGUUUGACUGUACUGUGA